This is a messenger RNA of Oryzias melastigma (Indian medaka), 603 nucleotides long. Its product is annotated as essential MCU regulator, mitochondrial. Gene Ontology annotation, biological process: mitochondrial calcium ion homeostasis; calcium import into the mitochondrion. Lineage: Eukaryota; Metazoa; Chordata; Actinopteri; Beloniformes; Adrianichthyidae. Gene Ontology annotation, cellular component: mitochondrial inner membrane; uniplex complex. The transcript is spliced from 3 exons. The coding region runs from base 46 to 345 and encodes 99 amino acids. The record is from RefSeq and is a predicted model, not a curated record.
AGCGCAGUCCUUCCGCACAGAAACCGUCCCACUGCAGCUGGAAAAAUGGCGAACCUUCUCCGGCUGCCGCUCCGACUCGCCUCUACGAGCAUUCGGGGGACAACAGCUCGUCCCCCCGUCUUGAAAACGUCACCUAUAUCCAGGGCAGCUCAAAGCAGAACUGUUGUAUCUACUUCGUCUGGAGCAAUUCUUCCAAAACCAGAUAAAACACCCUUUGGUCUCAUCCGGAUGACAGCAGUGGUGGUGCCUUUUCUUUACGUGGGAACUCUGAUCAGCAAGAACUUUGCGGCUCUCUUGGAAGAACACGACAUCUUCGUUCCUGAAGAUGACGACGACGAUGACUGAAUUAAAGCUUUUGCCAUAUAACAAGAGGGUGUUUUGCGGUUUGGACUGAAAGAAAACCAGCCAGCACAAAGAAGAUGGAGCAUUUAUGACUUUCAAGUACAUCCUCUACCUCCAUCCAACUUAUGUCCUUCAAAUUCUGACCUAGAUAUCGUCAUAAUUAACAUAUAAUGUAAGGAUGUGAAAGAUAUUUCUUCCUACGCCCUCACUCCUGUUUGCACGUUUAUGUCAUCUCAAUAAAAAGUCAGUAAUAUGUGGAAA